Molecule: messenger RNA, 339 nt
Organism: Nylanderia fulva
Lineage: Eukaryota; Metazoa; Arthropoda; Insecta; Hymenoptera; Formicidae
Source: RefSeq, a predicted model, not a curated record
AUGAUGCCGCCGCCGACCCCGGCAACGAUGAUGAUGAUGAUGCCGACGUCGACUCCGGCAACGAUGAUGAUGCCGACGGCGAUGCCGCCGCCGACCCCGGCAACGAUAAUGACGACGCCGACGUCGACUCCGACGGCGAUGCCGCCGCCGACCCCGGCAUCGACGGCGAUGCCGACGACGACUCCGGCACCGGGAAAAAAUAUGAAAAAGCGCAUAAAUGAGGCCAUACGACGGGCCGUAAAUAAAGAGCGGCGAAAAUUCAACCGAAGACCCGGACCUGCACAAAAAUAUAUGCCCGGGCCACCGGAGGUUAUUAUAUUCCUGCACCAGGAUAUAUAA